AUGCCCUACAAGCUCAUCAUCGCGUUUUUUCUCUUGAACCUGGCAGCAAGCAGUUUGGGAGUAGGUUAUUUCAUAAUAAAAAUCACCAUUCGUUUCAUUAAUAUGGAGCGGGGUUCUCAUACUUAACUAACAAGAAAGGUAAUCUUACUUGAAAACUUGGAGACUUUCGAAAAUUUUCUAGAGAAAUGGGACCUCAAAGUGGGAUUUUUCCAACAUUAGGGUCAUUUUUCUGGGAAAAUUAAAGAAUUUUGGAAGCUGGGACUUUCAAAAUCUUCUUCUGGUAUAUCAAUGAAUAGUCUGGCGAAUUUUCGGGAAAUUCUCAGACUAAAAGUAAAAUUACCUCCCUUGAUAACUAUGGAUCUAAUAACAAUCAAAGCAAAUUAUUUCAGCAUACCAAUGCGAAAGGAAUAGACGCCUUGAAUAAUGCGCUCUCAACAAUCCAAAUAAUCAUCAAGGAUAGGAACGAGGAAAAAUUGGGAGAAAUUUUUGACGAGAGGUCGGUAAUCAACUACCGAGGCACACUCUACACAGGGAUGGGUAGGUUUCGAAUCGAUUUAUAGUUUAUUUAUUUAAAAAUCGAUGCUUUUUCGUUAUCACAGCUCUUCGAGAAGAAGUAUAACAAAAAGAAACCUCAAAUUUCAGACCAAAUCCAUCACUGGUACAGGAAGCUCAUCUUUGAGGAAAAUGUCACCGAAGUUGAGGUAAAGUCUUUCUGACCGAUUUAUUGAAUUUUCGAUUUAUUUUUCAGUACCAACAGUACAUGACGAUGUCAACGGAACUGUCGGAAGCUAAUGCCGAUGGCUUCGUCAAUUUGAACCUCCUCCAGCUCAAAAUUACGCUUCGUGUUGUUCUCGUGAGUUUUUUCAAGGAAAUGGAUCAUCUUUUCAAAGGCAAAGAAAAACUACAUUGGAUCGUGAUGGAUUCAAAGCUUUUUGGGACAAAAAGAAUCUUUAAAAAAAUAUUUUCGAUUCAAUAAUGAAAAAGUCUUUCGAAAAAUCCGCUAAAAAUGGAGGUCUUUUCAGUUUUCCAAGUUUGAAAAUUGAAAAUAUUCUAGGAAAGUUCCGAUGGCGAUUCUGCAACUGCUACCUGAGCAUACUUAAAAAUAUCGCCAAACAAAAAAUUAGUAAAUGGGCGCUGUAAUAUUUGAGUGAAACUACGCACUGCCAAAUGUAAAACAAGCUCAAUUCAGCCCAAAAUCUCCGUUAUAUUAAAGGCGCAUACGCAGAGAAAAGCCGCGCGCAUUGAAGCGAAAAUUCUUGUAAGAGUUCUGUAGCUCAGAGCUCGAAAUCUCGAAAAACUGGCAUGGGAUGGGCUAUAUCUAUCAACCAAAAUUCCUUCAAUGAUAAUUUUUCAGAACGAAAACCAUUACUUUAUGGUGGAGAACAUGCAAAUGACGGAUAUCCAACCGAGUUAG
Caenorhabditis auriculariae is the source of this 1414-nucleotide messenger RNA. NCBI's taxonomy places the organism in Eukaryota, Metazoa, Nematoda, Chromadorea, Rhabditida, Rhabditidae. The record is from the annotation of a GenBank genome assembly.